Blastomyces dermatitidis ER-3 is the source of this 1302-nucleotide messenger RNA. RefSeq lists its product as uncharacterized. Gene Ontology annotation, molecular function: G protein-coupled receptor activity. Gene Ontology annotation, biological process: adenylate cyclase-activating G protein-coupled receptor signaling pathway. Bases 1 to 1302 code for a protein of 433 amino acids. The record is from RefSeq and is a predicted model, not a curated record. Gene Ontology annotation, cellular component: plasma membrane. NCBI's taxonomy places the organism in Eukaryota, Fungi, Ascomycota, Eurotiomycetes, Onygenales, Ajellomycetaceae. The transcript has 2 exons.
AUGAAUCUAGCCGUUAUGCUAUGGGCAGCAUACGGUCCCGCGGGUUCCAGUCACCACGAGACGAGAUCGCUGGCACCACGAAGAGUCACUCCAUUCACAAUUGAUCCUUUACCGGCAGACCACCGAAGAGGUCUCAUAGGUGUUGGCGUUACCUCCCUGAUCUCGACUGUUUCUACGGGAGUCCUAUUCAUCGUGUUCACUUACCGCUUAGUCUACUGGCGAAAAUACUAUUCGACAUAUAUUGGCUAUAAUCAAUACAUUAUCCUGAUUUACAAUUUGCUGUUAGCGGAUUUUCAACAAGCUGUCGGAUUUCUGCUGGCAUUACAUUGGGCUAUCACGAACCGAAUAUCUGCCGACUCACACAUAUGCUUCACUCAAGGGUGGUUACUACAGAUCGGUGAUCCGUCCAGCGGGCUGUUCGUUCUGGCAAUUGCUGUCCAUACCUUCGCAAUGGUGCUGAUGGGGAGGAAACUCUCUCAUCGUUGGUUCAUAGUUUGCGUGUGUUUUGUCUGGGCCUUUGCUGUGCUUUUAACACUCAUUCCUACAUUGCGAUAUGGGAGGGAAACUUACGUUCCAUCUGGCGCAUGGUGUUGGAUCGAUGAAGUGUACGACGCAGACAGACUGUGGACACAUUACGUGUGGAUUUUUGUUGCAGAGUUCGGAUCCGUCGUGCUGUAUAUGAUCCUGUUUUUCCACCUCCGCCACCAAGUUGCACAAUCCGCCCUUCUAGGAAGAGGGCAAAAAGAACAUCUCCGCCGCCUUAGAAGAGUAAUUGGAUACAUGGUCCUGUAUCCGAUUGCAUACCUUAUCUUAUCGCUGCCACUUGCAGCUGGCCGCAUGGCGACCGCCAGAGGAGGCAAAUUAAGUGUCACUUACUUCUGCACUGCUGGUGCAGUUAUUGCCAGCUCCGGAUUCGUGGAUGUGAUCAUGUACACCCUGACCCGACGGGCGCUCCUUAUGGACUCUGAACCUAGCAACGUUGACCGCUUCUACCCUUCUCAGCGUAUCGGGCAUAGUCACAUCACAACCGUCACGGCGGACCAUAAACAGUCGCGCUUAGACAACGGCAUUCUUCACCGGCGGCAGGUGACGGAAAGGGACACUCGUGGAGAUCGUGACGGGUCGACGGAUAGCAUUGUGCAACCUCUAGAGCUCAGCGAACUUGGUAAAGUCUACCAGAAAACGACAAUUGAGAUCACGACCGAACUGGCGGAAGAUAACAGCACCUCGCCUGAUAGCUCUGUGAACGAAACGCGGAUGCCUCCACCGCCACGUACCUGGCACAGACGAUUAGAGGAAUGA